AUUUCUAUUGGUUCAUUCCAUCUACUCAUAACGAAUGUUCCUCUCUUCAGUUUCUGUUGAUGUCUUCCUCUCAUCUUCUUGCCGGACUUUCAUUUCUUUGCUAACAUUCUCUUUUCCUUACACUUACUGCUCUUUUUCAGGCAAAACGAAAUUUUGAAAUAUGUCUAACAGAGCCUCCUUUGAUGUAAAUGAUUGGAAUCCUUUAAAAGAAGCUUACAAUAAUACAGAGUUCAAUAGUUAUGACUGCGGACCAGGCAAAUAUCUUACUAUGGGUGAAAGAAAACCUGAAUUUGUUGAUAUUUUUGUAAGGAAUAUGCCUCGAAAGUUUACAGAGGAUGGCUUACGAGCACUAUUUUCUAAGGCUGGCUAUGUACACAGGGUAAAAAUAUGUCCUGGUAAAAAUGGCAAGCCUCCUUAUGGUUUUGUAACAUAUGCUCAGCUCAAUGAGGCAGAAGUUGCAAUAUCAAAAUUUAACAAUUUGAAAAUAGCUGGUGAUGAGCCAUUAAAUGUUAAGCUUUCUUUCAAAGAUGAGAAGAGGAUCAAUCAACAGAAAUUGCAAGAAUCUGCAUUCUUCAAAAACGUUCACUCUAGGAUUGACUCUUCUAAUGAAAGUGAUUCUGAGGACAACUACUCAGAUUCAGAAACAAGGCCUCGUUAUUCCAGGAGUGAAAAAUCCAAUGAUAAAUAUGCACAGCAUUCAAUAUCCUCAGCAUAUUCUUCUCAUGAAAAGCAAUGUUUUUCAAAAAAUAAUUCAUCAAAAAAAAUACAAAAGACUUACUCUCAGCAACGGGAAAAGAAUGUCAGAAACUAUGGAAAUUUGGAAGUUUCUAAUGAUAUGUGGAAAUAUAAGGAUUCAGACGAAGAAUCUACAAAAUUCAAAUCUCCACCAAAGAAAAAUUUUUCCAAAUCUCCUGCCAAGUCUUUGAAUAAUUCUCAAGGUUCAGAUGGUUUUGGAAUAUUGCAGUUGAAGAACAAGUGUGUAAAUUGUGGGAGUGAAGCUACCAAAAGAUGUUCCAACUGCAAAGUACCAUAUUGUAGUAUUCGCUGUCAAACGAAGGACUGGACGAAUGGUCAUGAAAAGAGAUGUUUUAGUUUUAGUAAUAUGUCUCUCCAGGAACUUGCUGACCGGUUUGAUGUUGAUUUAAAUUUAAAUACAUCUGGAAACAAGUCAAAGUUUAAAGACAAUCAAUCCCGCCAGAACAACCAUCAAACAAGGCAUAAUUCUUCAUUGCCAAGUCAAAAAGUUAGUGGUUUUACCCCCAAAUCUGAUGCUGUAAAGCCAAAACCAAGUAAAUCCCCAAGAAAGUCAUUUUCAAAAAGGGAAUCAGAUGUAGAAAAUGCCUUUUCUGAUCAUGAAGCUGCUGAUAAAUGGUUAGGGAGUGUCCUGUCUCAUACUAAACCUGCUCGUAGUAAUAGCAAACAUGAACACACAGUGGCUGGGAAUGAUGAUUUUGAAGAAUCCUACAUUGGUUCCACUGUUUCUAAUGGAGAAAGCAAUGAAUUAGAAACUGUUGAAUUACCAUGUCGUGGCACUUGUCAGGUAUUGGUGACUUAUAUCAAUGAGUUGAACAUAUUCGUUCAGUUAAGUACAGAAAAGAACCAAAAUAUACAAAAGGAAAUUCUCUGUAAAUUAUACGAGUCAUGUAAAGAUGAGGAUUCUCCAUUAUGGAACAAGAAGUCAUUGAGAGUCGGCCAGUUGUAUGCCUGUGUGUUUAGUGAAGAUGGUGUUUGGUAUCGAGCAAUGCUUCUGGAAAUCUUGAAGUCUAACAGAGUGAAAGUGAAAUACGUAGAUUUUGGUAAUUGUGAAAUAACUACAAUUGACAAGUUGAGAGUACUUCCUCCUGAACUGAAACAAGUUCCACAACAGGCAGUGUGUUGUGUGCUGAGUCUUCCUCUUGAAGCGACUUCUAAGAAUUCUACAAAACUUGCUGCUUUCAUUGGAAAGCAUAUACUCCAAGAUUCUCAAUAUCAGCUGAAAGUAGUCAAGGAUUCAACUCCUCCAGAAGUAUUUAUAUAUGAUGCUGACGGAAACAAAAUCAAUAAAAAAAUUGUCAGCAGUUUGGAUUUGAAUACCACAGCAUUACCUAGCGAAACUACUAAAACAAGUAGUGUGAAUACUCCCCAGAUUGUGAAGUCGUCUCCUGUUAUGGCCUGUGAUGUGCCUCUUGUUUCUGAGAACCUGAAAUAUGGCAGCAAGCACAAGCUACGAGUUAUUGAUGUGAAAUCUCCUGAGGACUUUCUCGUCCAGUUUGCUGAUGAGCCAUCCAGAGCUUUUUGUCAGUUCACCAAAAUGUUGAGCAACUAUGCUGAGUCGUGCCAUCCUGCUUCAGAAAUCCCCUUCAAAGGUCAGCUAGUUUUGAUAAAAUUAGAAACACAAGAAUGGGCCCGAGCUGAAGUAUUGGACAUCAAUAAUGAUUCUUUACUGGUUUCUCUGAUAGAUUUUGGUGCAGAAAAGAUGCUACACUUGGAACAUUGUCGUUCUGCCAUGCCUUUCUGUUUGGAUUAUCCUUGUCUUUGUAUUCCAUCAAAACUUGAAAGUGUAAAUUUUUUUGGAAGAAAUGAUGACUCUUUUAAGAUGCGUCAGAAAUUCAAUCAAAUUUUAAAAUCCUUAACUAAAAGUGAAGAUUUUUCCAAAGAAUGUAUUUUAGGUCUAUACAUGGGAUGUGGAAAGAAAUGUCAGUGGAAUUUGUAUGAUUGUAAUGGAGAGGCUUCUGUCAUGGAUUUGUUGACUUCCCCAUUGAAAGUCAUGGCUUCAGAAUUGAAAGGUUGUGAAGUCAGUAUUGGUGAGGUCUUGGAUGGUUUGGCUGUCGAAAUCCUUAAUGAUUCAUUUUAUAUAAUUGUUGUCAGCGAGAAACAGAUAAGUUUCCUUGAAGAAUUCAAUACUUACUUGGAAAAGAAAGAUGACCAUAAGGGUUAUACUCCUUGUCUCAAUGAAAUGGUUGCAGCCAAGUUUUCACAGGACAACCAGUGGUAUCGUGGUCAGAUAAUCAGCACCACUGCAGAUGGCAGAUAUAAAGUCUUUUUUGUUGAUUAUGGUAACUCUGAGUAUGUUGAUAAACUACAACUGCAGCCGUUUCCUGUGCAUUUCACUCCUUAUCCUAAACAAGCCUUACACUGCUAUCUUCCUGGCGUGUGUGGUAUUAAAGACAACGAGAAAUUCAGUCAGCUCAUCUGCAACAAUGUGUGCAAAUAUAAGAUAGAAGGCUGCUCCAAAAAUGUCUAUGAAGUUGUUGUUUAUACUAGUGAUGGCAGCUGUGUUAAUGAUUGCUUUGAAGAAAGCUUGGAGAAGAAUGCUCCGAAUGACUAUUUCCCCAGAAGUCAGUCUUUAAAUAGCACUGCUACAUCAAAGUCAAACUCUGUAAAAUCUGCUAGCUCUCUUUCAAUAUCCCCGUUCAGAUCUCGUUCUCAGUCUCCUCAAAGCAUUGAAGGGCAACCAGUGGAUGCAUCGUCUCCUGCACAAAUGACCUAUCCUCCCUCUUGCCGUCGACAUCAUAGGGACUCUGCUGAACAUGAUUUUGAGAACCAGUUUUCUUCUGAGAAAACGUUGCCUGACGAUAGACAAACAAAGGAAUCCAUUAUGCUAUCUCUAAGCACCAAAACUUCAAAACAGGAAGUUUGUCAAGAAGAUAUGUUACGAGCAAACAGAGUAAAGUAUUUUGCCAAAAGCAUGGGAUGUCUACAGCUGAAGGUCAACACACAAUAUGAACUGCUGUGUAAAUGGGUUGUGGACACAGACUGCUUCUACUGUCAAAUACUUGAUGAAGUGGCUAUGGAAGCUUUGACUGAUAUGACUGAACAAUUGAAUAAGAUGUGUGAGGCUUCUCAUCUGAAUCCAGUAAUCCAGCCCGAGAUUGGAGAAGUUGUUUGUUGUAAAUAUUCAGAUGGAAAAUGGUACCGAGCUAAAGUGAUGGCAGCUUCCAAGGCAGAAUUUUCUGUAUUUUAUGUUGAUUUUGGUUGUAGUAGUAGAGUUACCCAAGACGAGAUAAUGCCUCUCACAGAUGAGUUGGCAGAAAUACCGAUAUUAGCAGCUCGAUGUUCUUUGGCGGGUGAAUCAAAAGAAAAGUGGACAAAAGAGAAGCUCCUUCAACUUCGGGAACAACCAAUCAAUGUUGAAGUGGUUGGUGAAACUCUGAAUUCUUACAGUAUUGUCUUGGAGGAGGACUUUGAGGACGAGGACGAAAGGGCAACAAAUUCUACAUCACCAUCAAAUGAAAGUGUUUCUGCCAAAGAACUAAUUCUCCAACAGAUUGAAGAAUUAAAGAAGAAGCUAGAAUCAAUGGAUUAACAAACAUUUUCCUCAACAACUCAAGAAAUAGUUUGGGUUUUUUUUUUCUUCUUUCUAUUCUCUUCCUUUCACCUGACUGAACUGAUUCUAAGAAAAUCAUUCAGUGUUUCUUUAUCAUCCUGCUGCUAUAUUUGUCAAUUUGUAGCUCAGUACAGGCUCAGGUAGUUUAUUUUCUACAAGCACAUCUAAAGUAACUAUCAAAUUUAAACUUGGUGCAAUUAUGUGAUUUAGGAUUCAUUUAAUAUCGGAAUCUUGUUGAAGCCCAACUCACGGGGCCUUCGUAACAUUGAAAUUUCUGUUCACACUAUGAUAAUUCAGUGCAGUUGUAGUGAAUGGUGGCUGAUUAUUUAGUGCAUCCACAGUUCAAAUCUGGUAUGAAUUUUGUUGACCAUAGGUAAUAUAUAUCUUUAAUAUGGUCAAGAUUUAGUGCAAUCAUACUAAACCUUACAAUUAUAAACAUGCAUGUGCAUAAAAUGCUCUUUAUUGAAUACACCAUUUUAAAAAAUUUACUAAAUAUACCAAAUAAUUCUUCAGUUAAGAUAACUUGGUUUUUGCCAUGAUUUUUCUAAGUGGCUUUAUCAAACUCUUACUGUUUUCCCUUUUUUUUAUCAAAAAAAAAAAAAAGGGAAAGCAAAUGGAAAGCUGACUCAGUUUCUCUGGCAUCACCAGCUCCACCAGCAUUUUGCUGUUUUAACGUUUGUAGUUCAAAUGUAAAAUCAUUAAUGUUAACGGCGACAAUAUUGUAUGGUUGACAAACAUUUCAUCAAUUCAAAUGUUGUCUGGCGUGAAUGUUAAACAGAGGAAUGGCACAACCAGGUCAACUUGUCUGCCUGGGUGCAUUGCAUUAUGGGAAUGAUGCUAGAGUUUGAAUAACCUAAUGUGUCAUAGGAAAUAGACUCAAACAGUUAUAUAUUUUCCUUUUGACAACUGCAUUUGGGUAUGUAAGGCUACUUGAUAUCACAAUACAGGCAUAAAUCAGCAAUCUAGUGAAGUGAGGAAAAUUAAACAAAAUUUUAAUACGAAGACCUGAUAAGAUAAUUAAAUGGUCACAUCCAGUUUCUCUCAGAUUACCAAUGUCCUGGAUAUUUUCCACAGCUUUUAGCUGUUUAUUCACUUUGUUAGGAGUUUGUAUAACUGUUAUAUUAAAGAUUGCAUAUUUAAUGAGUGGCUGUGCUGUCACCAACUCACUGUAGUUUUUGGAUAAACAUAUUGCAUAUUCCUUUAAAACAUUUGUAGAGAUAAAAAUGCCAAAAAACAGGUGAGAAGGGAAAUGCAAAAGUAGUGUCUGGCUGGAAUGGUUUUCAAAAUGCAUUCAUCAACUUUGUUUUUACUGUCCACCUGUUAAAUGUAUGACACGUACAGUAACUGGUUACAGUUAAGUCUAUAAGUGAUAGUUGAUGGGCAAAACUAAAGAUUGUUGAAAUAGUCAACAUUAUGUUUGAUGCUGCUCAUUUAUUGGGCAACAGUAAACACUAAAGAUUUCUUUUUGAAGUCAGGUUAAGGUUUGAUAUAACCCAGACACAGUUUUAAAAGUUCAGUUAGAAUAUUAAGGUCAGAUUGAGGAGUGAUUUAAAAGGUUUUGUGGUAAAAAUUUACUCUGUUCUCAUGAGACAGUCAAGUAGAAGCUGGUUUCAUUUUAAAUGUAGUUUUAUUUUCUUCAGCAAAACUUUUCUGGUGUAAUGAGAGAACUUCACUGAAUUAUUCUGCUGCCUAAAAAAGCUUUUGAUGCUCUGGGGCAUUAGCAGAUUUGUGGCUAAAACCGUUCAAUUUACACAGCAUAAUGUAUUUUAGUAACAAUUCUUUUGCAACUAAAGGAUUAUGUCCUGGGCAUGAGUUUCAAAUUUCAUCAUUGCAUCUGAUAAGUUUUCUGAUAAUUUCCAUGUUAUUCUCAGUCAUUAACACUGUCCAUUGAAAGUAAAUAAUUAAAUAUUUUUUAAUUAGGUCUUAAAGAUCAUCACAAAUAUCAGUGAUGUCACAUAAAAUGUUCAUUUUGUUUCAAUAUUACAUUGAGAUUGGAGGAUUGUAUAUUAGUGGGGUUAAUUAUUUAGUAUGAAUUGUUGGUUAGUUAUGAAUUUUUUUUUUUAUCUGUUUAAAGAGCAACUUUAGAAGAAGGUGCUUGCAAACUGGAAAGAAACUGAAUAAAGCUGACCCCAGGGCUAAUAUUAAUUUCCGGUUGAAGUUUCUUUCUAAUUCUUAGUCAGAUUUUCUAUUUUCCAAGACAGUGUUCUUCACUCUGUAUGCUGUACACUAAAACUAUCCUGGAUUCUGGUGUUUUUCUUUAUCUUAUUUUUGAUAGAAGAUAUUUCUCCAUUUACUCGAGCCAUUUUGAAAGACAUGUAUCAUGUUACUGGUUGAAAAAAAGGAAAACUUUGCUAUUUUUCUUGACAAAGAAUAGAAAGUGAUCCCCUGACAAAACAAGUUUCACGUUUUGAUCUUCAGUUGUUCUUGUCGUCUCAGUUCACAUGAACCUAACAACUUUGUUCCAAGAGAAAGUCUCGAGUUCUGUGGUAAGCAAAGUUUGCUACUUGUUUUAGACCAAGUUAACUUUGGAUCAUUAAUUUCUUGUCCCGGUGAGAAAAGUAUGAAUCCCACAAAUAUUUCAUUUCUAAAUUUAUUUGGAGGAGAGAAUUGUCCAAAACUUAGUUCUUUUAAUGUGACGAAUGCUGCAAAGGAAUUGGAAUGAUGCUGGCAGCAGCCACCACAUAGUUACAGUUGCUUGCACUGUUUAUGGAAAGUGCAGGUGUUGUAUCAAUUGCUCGUUCAUCAGUGCUUUAUCUAUGACAUUAAAAGUUUAUGCAAAAAUAUUAGAUUUUAAUCAUUCUGUUUGGAUAAGCUUCUUAAUAUGUCCAGGUGAGGCUGAAUUCCUUUUCUGCUACCUGCAGCUGAGGCAACUUGUUCUGAUAUGGAGAAAACAUCAGCCAUUGCAACCUUUCAGUGAGGUUUCUCUCAAGGUAGACUGCAGCCAUACAUUUAAACAAUAUCACUUCAUUGAACUGUAGUGUUUUUUCUAGAGCAAUAGGCCAUCACUGCAGCUGGUGUGUGUAUGUAUUGCUGAAAUCAUUCACUUUCCUUACCCAAGUCCAUUUGAAAAAAAAUUGGAUUUUGUGUCACAGAAAAUGUUUAUCAAAUUCUGAGUUACCAGUUUGCUUGUCUGCUGCUUUUUUUAUUUUUUAUUUUUUAAAAAUUGGAAUGUAGUUACAUUUUACAAUUAUCUCUAUUUUUUGCAAAAUUGAUUUUUGUCAACAGGAACAAACUGUUCAUGACUUCUUAUUCUACUUAAUGCAAAUUGUAUUUCCACUAAUAAUAAUAAUAAUAUAACAUCAGUAAUGUUAAAAGCAACCUAUCUUUUAUAAUUUCCUGAUUCCAGACAUUCUGGGGAAAGCAUUUGAGAUUUUCAUCAAUGGCUGAACUCUGGAGGUUUUUAGUGGUGCAAUGUCAGUUUUUCCUUGUCCACAAAAACCUUUUAAUUUCUGAGUGGUUUCAUUGGUGCACUGUUAGGGCCUUCUGAGGAAUUUAUUGUUAAAACACCUAAAAAUCUUCUGGCAGCAGUAAAUUAGUGCAACCACAAGGCUCUGAGCAGAUGCUUUGGUUUGGCCAGUUGACAAAGAAAAUCUUGGCUUUUCUAAAGUGAUUGAGCUGGUUCCAAGAGAUGCAAGUGUGUUUAUAAAAUUUUUUCCUAGAUGUUAUCUGGAUUACUCUACAUGCAUUACAAAAUGUCUGGAGUUCUUUCUUAUAGUUAAACAUUCACAGAGUAGUAGCAGUGAUUGGUCAAGUUAGCUGACCUUGCUAUGAAUAUUUCUCUGGUUCCUCUUUGGGGAAAAUUUUUCUUUCAUUUUCACGAAGCUGAAAAAUGGGGAGAAUUCUAACUUGCUUUUCUUUAUAGCUAUGAAAGAUCUUUUAUCUAUGUGUGUGGUGGGGGGAGAGAAUAUUUUAAACGGGACUUUUUAGAAAGGAAAAUCCUUUGAUUCUUUUGGUCCUCAUUGCUGCACAGUGACGCACAGUCAUUGUAUAUCUUGACACAAAUUUGAAUGUGGAAAAUUGCUUGCAAAAAUUAGAUUUUUGCGAGCUUUACCAAGUCCAGUUCAGCUGGAAGGUUCUAUCGAGACAUUCCCUUAAUGUUUACUGAUUUCAGAACAAUUAAACAAUUCCAAGCAUAUUUUUGAUGCCAGCAAAAAUCUGUUUUUGUUUCACUGCGAAUUGGAUGAACUUUGUCCUGGCAUGUUUAAUAAUUUAGUUAUAAAUUAUAGUUAAAUUUAUGGAACUGAUCUGGCACUUUAUUAUGAGAAAUGUUUCUGUUCAGAAAGUUUUGAAAAAUACUGAAAAUAAAUGUUUCAAAAUUGUAAGAUCAUUUAAUAUCAAAGAAAGUUGUAUCACCUCCCAGGAGAACCACAAAAACCAUGUGCUGACAAAGUCUCUCCCAUUUUACACUGUAGAGGCCUCAUCUAAGGAAGUCUAUACAUCUUAUAUAGACUUUUUCAUUUCUUGGGCAAAAUGAAGGCCACCACACAGGUAUUUUUUGAUUGAAUUGAGGCCAGGAGAACAUAACUUUAAUGUUAAGGCCCUUCAAAUCAGUUUCACUUUGUAUGCGAUAGAUUGGAGCAUUGUUGGCCCCAACAAUUCUUUCACCUUAUGGAAGCAAGGUAUCAGAAAAGACAAAUACAUGCCAGCAUUAAGCUGCGUGGAAAUGGUUUUCUAAAUGGUCUAAAAGCUGGACAAACCAUUUCCGUCACUUUGUGCAAAUCAUGCCAAACCAAUUUUUUCUCAUCUGACCACAGUCACAGACUUCCAUCUGUGUUCUGAACAAUUCAAUCUUUGCUUUUUGGAUUUUUUUCUUUUGGUCUUGAAAAUCUUAGGUUCGGUGAGUUCUUCAGUUCCCUCUACACAGCCCAUCAUGACAGUUUUAAGAAAUGUUGGAUUUUCUGUCACCUAAUUGUUGGCUGCUCUUCUAAUGACUAACUCCUUUCUUGUAGAUCUUUUGACUGCACAAAAAAAUGUUGCUAAUUGCUCUCAUAAAAUGCCUCAGUUGAGUUGCUGUUUCUUACUGACUCAACUUGUCUGAAUGACCUCAAGUUGUGAUAGUUGUUUAUCUUGUGACAUGGUUGAAAUCUCUUUAGAAAUAAAAUACAACUUUCUUUGUUUACUACAAAUAAUUAUUAAAGUGUUA
Messenger RNA from Octopus sinensis (East Asian common octopus), 9449 nucleotides. Its product is annotated as tudor domain-containing protein 1. NCBI's taxonomy places the organism in Eukaryota, Metazoa, Mollusca, Cephalopoda, Octopoda, Octopodidae. Gene Ontology annotation, molecular function: RNA binding. The transcript has 24 exons. Gene Ontology annotation, biological process: spermatogenesis. The coding region runs from base 161 to 4285 and encodes 1374 amino acids. The record is from RefSeq and is a predicted model, not a curated record.